This is a messenger RNA of Centrocercus urophasianus (Greater sage-grouse), 7728 nucleotides long. It is a transcript of the gene PCM1, whose product is annotated as pericentriolar material 1. Gene Ontology annotation, cellular component: ciliary basal body; centrosome; centriole. Gene Ontology annotation, biological process: cilium assembly; protein localization to centrosome; intraciliary transport involved in cilium assembly. The transcript is spliced from 40 exons. The record is from RefSeq and is a predicted model, not a curated record. Bases 247 to 6459 code for a protein of 2070 amino acids. NCBI's taxonomy places the organism in Eukaryota, Metazoa, Chordata, Aves, Galliformes, Phasianidae.
ACCGUGUGUAUCCGUCCGCGGGGGCCGCCUCCCGUUCCCCUGGCGGUGCGGCGAACAAGAUGGCGGCGGUGGCCUUUGAGGUAGCGCUGUGAGUCCCUCGGCCUCCGCUCUUCUUUGCGGCUGGAAGGUGAAGUCUUCGACUCUGCAGCCCGGGAGUGGUGAACGGCGGUGGAGGAGAAACCGGGCCCGGGUGCCCUCCUCUUCGCCGCGGGCUGUUCCUUUUAGAUUCUUUUUUGGGUGCUUGUCAUGGCAACAGGAGGCGGCCCAUUUGAAGAAGGCAUGAAUGAUCAGGACUUGCCUAGCUGGAGUAAUGAGAGCCUUGAUGACCGGCUGAACAACACGGACUGGGGAAGUCAACAGAAAAAAGCAAACAGAUCAUCAGAAAAAAACAAGAAAAAGCUUGGUGGAGAAGCUGAAACAAGGCUUACUAAUGAUAUAUCUCCGGAAUCUUCACCUGGAAUGGGACGACGAAAGACCAGAACUCCUCACACUUUUCCUCAUGCUCGAUAUGUGACCCAGAUGUCUGUUCCAGAGCAGGCUGAAUUAGAAAGACUUAAACAAAGAAUAAACUUCAGUGAUCUGGAUCAGAGAAGCAUUGGAAGUGAUUCUCAAGGCAGGGCAACUGCUGCUAACAACAAACGUCAACUCAAUGAAAGCAAAAAACCGUUCAACUUCUUGUCACUGCAGAUAAACACUAACAAAAGCAAAGAUCCUGUGUCAGGUUCCCAAAAAAAGGAAAGUGGGGAGCCAUUGCAAUGCAAAGACCUGUUUGGAGCUGCUCUAAACAAAGAUUUCUUUCAAAAUGGUCAGCUGUCUGUUCAAGAAGAUGGAAGAGGAGAACCAGCUAUGGAUAGUAGCCAGAUUGUCAGCAGACUAGUUCAAAUUCGCGACUAUAUUGCUAAGGCCAGCUACAUGCGGGAUGAUCUUGUAGAGAAAAAUGAAAGAUCGGCCAAUGUUGAGCGUUUAUCACACCUUAUAGAUCACCUUAAAGAGCAGGAGAAAUCCUAUCUGAAAUUUUUGCAAAAGAUGCUUGCUAGAGAAAAUGAGGAUGAUGGUGUUUGGACUAUAGAUUCAGCUGUGAGAUCUGGUUCUAUAGGUGAGAGCACAUCGCUAAACACUGAUGUGCAAGCUGAGGCAUCAGAUACCAUGGCCAGAGAUCCUCAACAGGAAGCUAAAGAGGAGUUGGAGAACUUGAAGAAGCAGCACGAUUUAUUGAAAAGGAUGCUACAACAGCAGGAACAAUUGAAGGCUCUUCAAGGAAGACAGGCAGCUCUUCUUGCUUUGCAGCAUAAAGCAGAGCAAGCGGUUGCUGUUGUGGAUGAGUCUGUUGUAACAGAGACAACAGGUAGUGUUUCUGGAGUAAGCCUUACAUCAGAAUUGAAUGAAGAAUUAAUUGACUUAAUUCAGCGCUUUCAUAACCAACUUCAUGAUUCUCAGACUCAGUCUGUACCAGACAAUAGAAGGCAAGCAGAAAGUCUUUCACUUACCAGAGAGAUUUCACAAAGCCGAAACUCUUCAGUGUCAGAACACCGGUCAGAUGAAAAGGCACAGCUUUUCAACAAGAUGCGAAUGUUGCAGGGGAAAAAGCAAAAAAUGGAUAAACUGUUAGGAGAACUGCAUACGCUUCGUGACCAACAUCUAAAUAAUUCCUCCUUUUUUCCAGCUUCAAGUUCUCCUCAGAGGAGUAUUGACCAAAGAAGUACAACUUCAGCUGCUUCUGCUCCUGUGGGCAUAGUAACUGUUAUCAAUGGUGAAUCAAAUAGUCUGGCAUCUGCUCCCUAUCCUCCUGAUUCCCUGGCUUCUCAGAAUGAGAGUGAAGAGGAUGACAAUCUAAAUCCAACAGAAAAGCUUCAGAAGCUAAAUGAGGUUCGUAAGAGACUGAAUGAGUUACGUGAGCUAGUUCACUACUAUGAGCAAACAUCUGAUAUGAUGACAGAUGCUGUGAAUGAAAACACUAAGGAAGAGGAAGAAACAGAGGACUCAGGAAGUGAUUCUGAACAUGGGGAUCCACAGCCUGUUACAAAUAUUAGAAACCCUCAAGGAAUGAGUAGUUGGAGUGAAAUAAAUAGCAACUCAAAUGUACAGUGUGGAACUAAUAACAGAGAUGGAAGACAUCUUAAUACAGACUGUGAAAUAAAUAAUCGAUCUGCUGCUAAUAUAAGGACUCUAAAAAUAUCUUCUACUCUAGACUGUCAUAAUAGGGAGGAUGACAAAGAUACUGACCUACCCCAAGGUGACGACGAUGAAGUGGAAGAAGAUAGAGCUAGUGAAGAUUCCAUAUCUAGUCACAGAAGCAGCCUGGGUGAUGUUGCAGGAGAUGCCGAGUUUGAGCAGAAGAUUAAUAGGCUUAUGGCUGCAAAGCAGAAACUUCGACAGUUGCAAAACCUUGCUGCUAUGGUGCAGGAUGAUGAUCCAGAACCUCAAGUACUCACUGCAAAUGCAUCUAACUUGGGUGACUUUUUGGGUGAGAUGGAAGAGAGAAAGCAACAACCAAACAAUGUUCGAGUUAGUACCAAUAAGUUGCAAAAAGAUGUAGGACUGAAUGAAAAAGCAAGAGAGAAGUUUUAUGAAGCUAAACUUCAGCAGCAGCAGCAGGAACUUAAGCAGCUACAAGAAGAAAGAAGAAAACUAAUGGAAAUUCAAGAAAAAAUUGAAGUGUUACAGAAAGCUUGUCCUGAUCUUCAAUCUGCUGGCCUGGGUAACAGUCCAGCAAAUAGACAGACUCCACCAGCAGCCUCAAAUCCAGCCAUGAAUGAGUGUAACACAGCUGGCAAGCCUUUACUUGAAUUUGGUGAAUCUGUACCAGUAGGCAAUGAGUUAUGGUCUGAGAUGAGAAGACAUGAAAUUCUAAGAGAAGAAUUGCGACGGAGAAGAAAGCAACUUGAAGCUUUAAUGGCUGAACAUCAGAGGAGGAGAGAACUGGCAGAAACAAUAUCUACUGUUGCUGCAUCAGUUAAAAGUGAGGGGUCAGAAGUUCAGCAUACUCCCCAGCAGAGUAGGACAGAGAAUAGGACAAUGGCUACCUGGGGAGGUUCUACCCAGUGUGCACUAGAUGAAGAGGAUGGAGAUGAAGAUGGUUAUCUCUCUGAUGGACUUGACCAGGCAGAAGAGGAGGAAGACGCUCCAAGUAUGAAUGACAGCUAUUCCGUUUAUCCCAAUAACCAAAUACCAGAAAGUGUGUAUUAUCUCAAAGGAAAUAAGGACAGGUGGAAGAAUUGCCGUCCUCUUUCAGCAGAUGGGAAUUAUCGACCAAUGUCUAAAACUAGGCAGCAGCAAAACAUCAGUAUGAGACGCCAGGAAAACUUUCGGUGGAUAUCGGAGCUUUCUUAUGUGGAGGAAAAAGAACAAUGGCAAGAACAGAUCAAUCAGUUGAAGAAACAGCUUGAAUUUAGUGUUAGCAUUUGCCAGACUUUAAUGCAAGAUCAGCAGACCCUAUCCUGUUUUCUACAGACUUUGCUUGCAGGCCCAUACAAUAUGAUGCCCAAUAAUGUUGCAUCUUCACAAGUACAUCUUAUUAUGCAUCAGUUAAACCAGUGUUAUACUCAACUGUCUUGGCAGCAGAAUAACGUCCAAAGAUUGAAACAAAUGCUAAAUGAUUUAAUGCACCAGCAAGAACAACAGUGUCAAGAGAAGCCAUCAAGAAAAGAGAGAGGCAGUAGUGCACCACCACCUCCAUCUCCUGUUUUCUGUCCAUUCAGCUUUCCUCCACAGCCUGUGAACCUGUUUAAUAUACCGGGAUUUACUAAUAUUUCUUCAUUUGCUCCAGGUAUAAACUACAAUCCAGUGUUUCCUUCUGGCUUUGGAGAUUUUGCACGCAGUGGUUUUCCACAAAGCAGUGAGCAGCAGCAACAUCCUCUAGAUCAUAAUACUUCUGGAAAAACUGAAUAUAUGGCAUUCCCCAAACCUUUUGAAAGCAGUUCCUGUAAUGGAGCAGAAAACCAAAGGAGUCAUAGGCAACCUGAAGAUGAAAUGGAAAAAAGAUCAGCUUGGCUUAAUGAUAGCCAGGAAGUGAAAAAAGAUGAUCAAUCUCAACUGAAAGCAGGCUUUCCAGUUUCAGUACAGAGCACUGCUUCGGGUCAUAAAAAUCACUCUGAUACGAGCAGGAGAAGAAACUUUGAUGAAGAGUCCUUGGAGAGUUUUAGUAGUAUGCCUGAUCCAGUUGACCCAACUACUGUGACAAAGACAUUUAAAUCUAGGAAAGCUUCAGCUCAGGCAAGCUUGGCAUCAAAAGAUAAAACACCCAAAUCGAAGAAUAAGAGGAAGAAUUCUUCUCAGCUAAAAGGCAGAAUUAAGAAUACUGGUUAUGACAGUGCGAGUGCUUCUAGUGUGUGUGAACCCUACAAAAGCACUAAAAGUAAACACUCUGAGGAGGUUGUUCAUGCAAAGGUGUUCAGCAAGAAGAACCGGGAACAACUGGAAAAAAUAAUUAAAUACAGUAGAUCUACUGAAAUGUCUUCAGCACAUGCUAGGAGAAUUCUGCAGCAGUCUAACAGAAAUGCAUGCAUUGAAGCACCAGAAACUGGUAGUGAUCUUUCUAUGUUUGAAGCUUUGCGGGACACAAUUUAUUCUGAAGUCGCAACUCUUAUUUCUCAGAAUGAGUCUCGGCCCCACUUUCUUAUUGAACUUUUCCAUGAGCUACAGCUGUUAAACACAGAUUACCUAAGACAGAGGGCCCUAUAUGCUUUACAGGAUAUAGUGACCAGACAUUUAUCUGAGAACAAUGAGAAGGGGAAAUGCAUAAAAUCUUUAAAUACUGCAACAUGGAUAGCAUCAAACUCUGAACUCACUCCCAGUGAAAGUCUUGCUUCUACAGAUGAUGAAACGUUUGACAAGAACUUCCCUACAGAAGCAUGUCAGGACUGUGAACAAAAUGAUGCGGACAAUGGGAGUACUAUGUCUACAUCUUCACAUUUUGAACCCUUUGCCACUGAUGACCUUGGCAACACAGUGAUUCACUUAGAUCAAGCUUUGGCUAGGAUGAGGGAAUAUGAGCGUAUGAAAAUUGAAGCUGAAAGUACCCUUGGCUCUGAGGGCUGCUCUAGUAAUUUUCAGGGUGCUACUGCUGCUAAAUUAGAAGGUCCCAGCACGAGUGAAUGUCUUUCUGUGCCACAGUCAAGUGAUGUUUCUGCUGUCCCAUGUCCUCGCAUAGAUACUCAGCAGCUUGACCGGCAGAUUAAAGCAAUUAUGAAAGAGGUCAUUCCUUUUCUGAAGGAACACAUGGAUGAAGUAUGUUCUUCUCAAUUACUGACAUCAGUAAGACGUAUGGUCUUGACUCUUACACAACAGAAUGAUGAAAGUAAAGAAUUUGUCAAGUUCUUUCAUAAGCAACUUGGCAGUAUUCUUCAGGAUUCCUUGGCAAAAUUUGCAGGUAGAAAAUUAAAAGAUUGUGGGGAAGAUCUUCUUGUGGAGAUUUCUGAAGUAUUAUUUAAUGAAUUAGCCUUUUUUAAACUCAUGCAAGACUUGGACAGUAACAGUAUUUCUGUAAAGCAGAGGUGUAAACGCAAAAUAGAAACUGCCGAAGAGAUGCAGUCUUAUGCUAAAGAGGCAGAAAAAGGUCUCCAGGUGGAUGUUUGUUCAUUUACUGAAGAUAUCGAUGAGGACAAAGACAAGGAUGAGACUGAAAUUGUCAAACCAGUACAGGGCUUAGAAACGUAUGAUGGUAAUGAAGUUCCUGAAAGCGUCAAGUCUGAUGCUUCUGACCAAGAGGAAGAUGAAGAAAGUGAGAGUGGCCCAGUGGCAAUAAGUUUGUCAAAAGCAGAAACGCAAGCUCUCACUAAUUAUGGCAGUGGAGAAGAUGAGAAUGAAGAUGAAGAAAUAGAAUUUGAGGAAGGACCUGUUGAUGUGCAGACAUCGUUACAAGCGAGCAAUGAAACAGCAACUGAAAAUGAACAGACUUCAAGCCAGGAACUGAAUAAGUCAAAAGGCAGUGAUAUUUUGUCAUCUGAACAACAAUCUGUUAAAGGUGAAGAAGAUGCAGCUACAAUGUUACCUCAUUACCUCAAUGUGGUGGAGAACACACCACCUUUAGCAGUGAAUACUCCAGAAUCGUUUAUAACAGCCAGUAUGAAUGCGGAAGAAUCAAGCUCAUCUUUACCAGAAAAUGAAACACAAAUGCUAGAUGCAGCAUGUGUAGUAAACAAGUCCUCUGCUGGAAGUUCAGAAAGCUCCAUGGCUGGCAGUCCUGACACAGAGUCGCCUGUGUUGGUGAAUGAAUAUGAAGCUGGUUCUGGAAAUAUAAGUCAAAAAUCUGAUGAAGAUGACUUUGUGAAGGUUGAAGACUUGCCCCUUAAACUUGCAGUCUAUUCAGAGGCAGAUUUAUUGAAGAAAAUAGCAUCAGAGGCCCAAACCAACAGCUUGUCUGAUGAAUUAUUGGAUGGAGGUGGGCAGCAAGAUCGAGAAUUAGUUGGAGAUGCCCAAACUCUGAAAGAACCAGAAACUUUUGGAGCUCAAAGUGCAUGAGAAUAAUCUGAAGAUACCUGCAUAUGUGAACUCUAUACAAAUGCAUAUGGAAAAUCAGCACUAAUUUCACAAAUUCUGAAAGUGUAUAAAAAUGUAAAAUAGUUUUUGACACGCUGCCUCUUAGAAUAGUAGGCUAACUUCUGCCUGUGGCAGUUUGAACAGCUGGAACUGAAUCUUCUUUUAUUCAGUUUUGCUGCACUGUUCUUUUUCUGUCUUAAUCUUUUUUAUUGUGACUUGUUCAGUAAUUUUAAAAAUUUGUUCAAAAUUGUAGUUUUAAAUAAAGUUUGGACUUGUCUGUAAAUUCGUCUUUUGGAAAAAUUUCCUCAGGCUUAUAAAAUGAUAUGAGGAGUUCUUGGAAGCUAACUGACCUAAGUGUUGGUGUGUUUAUAGUUUGCUGGUCCUGUUCAGAGAAAUGCUGUUAGUUUUCCUGUGAGAAGAAACUCUUGUCUCACAGUUUCUCAGUCUUCUACAAGUGUGACAUGUAAACGUCUGCAUCUCCUCCUUGCCUUAUAGCCUAAGUAUAGCUGGCCUGUAAAAAUUACUCUCGUUCAUGGCCUGUGGAAUUAAUAUCUGUCAGCACAUUUGUCAGAGGUGAAGUAGAUACCCUGUUUUGUUGUUAAUUGCAGAAAACAUCUAUUUUUUUAUUUUACUAUUUCCAGUUCUUUAUUAUUUUCUUUUCAGUAUGAAACAGGAUAAACUUGGCUGAAAAUUUUAAUAUCCUUUCACAUGUGGCACUUAAAAUUGCUGUAAGUGAAUACCUGUAGAAUUUUUUCUUUAAGUAUUUAACUUUGUGAAUGGUUUUGGUUGUAAAAAGGAAGAUGUAUAGAAAAUUACUAUUAAAGUUACCGUAUAUUUAAAAAAAAAUUAAUAACAAAAAAAGAGUUUAAGUUGGUACCUAAUACAGUCAUGGCAAAGGCAGAAAUAGGGUUAUAGAAAAGUAGAUUGAAAACUACGUCAGAAUAAAAAUUUUAUUUGCUCUUUCAUAUUCCUACUUAUAUCAGAAUUCCUAGUAAGAGGAAGUCAUAAAGUUGAGCUAGAAAUAGUUUAUCCAGUGUAUCUACUGGCAGUGUAGUGAUCCAGUUCGCCAUUUGUUAGGACAAGACUGUUUUCAAGGCAAUCAAGAACAUAAUGAUUACCUUAAGUUCAGAAUUUGCUUCCUUUUUGGUUAGUAUUUAGUAUGGCUAUACUGUAUGGAAGACAUUUUAGUAGUAGUGAAGGUUCAAUAUACACAAAGUAGAAUGAAGUUUGAAUAAAAUGAGUGUGAUUCUA